Trifolium pratense (red clover) is the source of this 1975-nucleotide messenger RNA. Its product is annotated as exocyst complex component EXO70B1-like. The transcript has a single exon. Bases 149 to 1837 code for a protein of 562 amino acids. The record is from RefSeq and is a predicted model, not a curated record. Gene Ontology annotation, molecular function: phosphatidylinositol-4,5-bisphosphate binding. Gene Ontology annotation, cellular component: exocyst. Gene Ontology annotation, biological process: exocytosis. Lineage: Eukaryota; Viridiplantae; Streptophyta; Magnoliopsida; Fabales; Fabaceae.
UGGAAAAAUCGUUGGAACUUUCCUAGAGAUGACAAAUAACUUUGGUCCCCAAUUGCCUCAUAAUUUCUGCUGAAAUAGAGAGAGCUUCUCAUAACCAAAGUCAUUCUCAUUCUGUCUGUGAAAUCCAUUCUUACACACUUUAGACAACAUGAUGCAUAUUCUAAUCCAAAUUUGGAAAUGGUUGAUGCAGCCAAAGGUGUGGAGGUUUGUGGGUUUUGCAUCAUCCAUUGUUGGAUUGCUCUGUUAUGCUCUAAGCUCUUCCUUCAACUAUCUCUUUGGAGAUUGGAAUCUGUUAAAGAUUUUUCUUUACAGUGUUUUCAGCUUAAUCAUCAGCCUCAUCAUUUUAUUUGCAAAGAUAUGGCAACACUCAACAAGUCUUCGGUUCAAAGCUCACGCAGCGUUUUUGGUACUAGCAAUCACUUCACUCUAUUCAUUUUUCUUCGAUAAAGUAAUGAAUGGAAAACCAGAUUCAUAUAGUCUGCUUUCAUGUGCUGCUUUUUCUAUCAUGUUACUGAGUUUGUCGCGACAAACUCAGUGCGGAUUUGAAAUUGAUCUUAUGUACUUCUUCCUCGGAAGUCUAAUUGUGCAACUCAUGAAAAUUAAAUUAGAGUUAUGCAUUCUUGGAGUAGGAUUCAGCUAUUUAAUUAUUAUUCUUCGUUCUGUUUUCUCUUCUAUAAAUGUUGUAAUAUAUAAUGAAGAUCCUACUAUCGUUCAAGAUGAAAAUCUGGUCGUUAUUGAAGUCAAUUUGCAUUCACCACAACUGGCAAGUAUUCGUAGUUGUGUGUUGGAACAACUAAGUAAUUGUGUGACUGCGCUUCGGCAAGAAAAUUCAAAUAUUAUUGAUAUGCUUUUGGAGCAGUUGAAAGAAUACCUUGGUGAUGAUUCUGAAUUGACAGUUUCUGACCGUAAUUUCGAAGCAGUGCUUAGACCAAAAGAAAAUUUGAAUCUCAUGAUAGACUCUAUACCACCACAAACAAUCGAAAACCUUCACAAAAUUGCGAAACUGAUGGUUGGAGCUGGAUUCGAGAUGGACUUUUCUGACGUGUAUAUCAGUUGCCGGAGAGGAUGUUUGGACGAAUGCCUCUCAAAGCUGGGGUUUCAAAAGGUUAGUGUAGAGGAAGUUCAGAAUAUGUCAUGGGGGGACUUUAGAGACAAGAUUGAAAGAUGGAUUAAGGCUUCAAACGUGGCUUUCAAGAUAUUGUUCCCCACUGAGCGGCGAUUAUGCGAUCAGGUUUUCUUUGGGUUCUCCACUUCCGCUGAUAUAUCGUUCACAUGUGUUUGCAGGGAAUCUACACUUCAGCUGCUAAAUUUCGCCAAUGCUAUCGCCUUAGGAAGCCGGUCACCGGAGACGUUGUUUAGAGUCCUCGAUGUGUUUGAAACAAUGCGUGACCUAAUUCCAGAGUUUGAAUCUAUAUUAAUUGGGUUGCUACAAAAUGAAGCAACCACAAUUUGGAAGAGACUAGGGGAAGCUAUCCGAGGCAUUUUCAUGGAGUUGGAGAAUCGGAUCCGCCAAGAUGCAGCAAUGGGGGCCUCUUCCAGUUGUGGGCUUCUUGGAAUUACCUGUUAUGUGAUGACAUACCUUCGUGUUGCAUGCGAGUCAUGGCAGACACUGGAGAAAGUGUUUGAAGAAAACCAUGGGCAUUUGUUGAAGGAAUAUCCCAAAAUUGAGGAUAGAAUGCAUUCUUCUUCUAUGCUAUCAAUGCAGAUGGAUUCGAUUAUGGAGCUAUUAGAGAACAAUUUGGAAGCCAGAAGCAAAAUCUACAAGGACCCAGCUUUGUUCUAUGUAUUCUUGAUGAAUAAUUUUGUAUAUAAAUUGAAGAUAGUUGUAAUUGAAUGAAAGAUAAGUGGACAAUAAGUUGAGAUGCUAACUCUUUUUGGAUGAGUACACAGCCGUUAGACACAGAUUACAGUCCUUAACUAAAGAUCAAAUGUUCAUAUUUUCACUGUAAUGAUCAAAUGUUCAUAUUUUCACUUU